Hypomesus transpacificus is the source of this 928-nucleotide messenger RNA. RefSeq names its product small integral membrane protein 36-like. The record is from RefSeq and is a predicted model, not a curated record. The coding region runs from base 238 to 552 and encodes 104 amino acids. Lineage: Eukaryota; Metazoa; Chordata; Actinopteri; Osmeriformes; Osmeridae. The transcript has a single exon.
AGAGAGUUAGAGGAUAGAGAGUGUGUGUGUGAUAGAGAGAGCGAGAGAGGAUCUAGAGAGUUAGAGGAUAGACAGUAAGCCCUGCUGUCACCAGCCAACCUGGUGAUCCAGUCUCCCGAGCAGUCAGCCGCCCUCCGCCUGCCUGCCUGCCUCUUCUCCGUCACGUCCCUUGGCCUCCUCACCAAGUCUUCACCCGCUCUCCCAGGCCCGUGGGCCUCACAGCAUGACCCUUCCACCAUGGGCUUUCUGGAAAACUACCAAGAGAUCGACCCAGUCACUCUGAACCUGUGCAUCCUCAUUGUCAGCUACGUCAUCCUGCUGUUGGUCUUCUUGAUCUCCUGCAUCAUGUACGACUGCCGGGGGAAGGACCCCACCAAGGAGUACGCUCCGGACCCCCAGCCCACGCAGUCUCCCAUCAGGCUGGUGGUGAUGCAGAGCUCCCCAGCCACAGCGCCCGCUCGUUGGGACACCACCAACAUGAUCACCACCUACCACGAACCGGCCAGCCCCGGCCUGCAGGACUUCAGGGAGAAGAAGAGUACCAUGGUCUAAGGUCCAGGAGGAGGGAGUUCAGAAAGAGAGAGAGAGAUACGGAGAGAUACGGAGAGAUAGAGAGACUCACUGUCACUUCCCUCUGGAACCUAAACUACUGGGAUCCACUUUUGUACAUAUUUAUGUUUUUAUCUCUUUCCGCUUUGUCUUUUUUAAUGAAUAUAUCAUUUGUUUGUACAGUCACCUUUUUUCUUUUACUUUGAAGACGUUUGCUACCUUGUUAUUUUGUGGGGGGGGGUUGGACCUUGCUGGAGAGGACGAUGCUAGGAUUUGACCUCCACCAGACAAGACUGAGACGGUAAGAGAUGGUAACCUGUCUGCCAACCCGUCUGUCUGCCUGUCUGUCUGUCUGUCUGUCUGUUUGCCUGCCUGCCUG